This is a messenger RNA of Tremella mesenterica DSM 1558, 1192 nucleotides long. RefSeq lists its product as uncharacterized. Gene Ontology annotation, molecular function: zinc ion binding. Gene Ontology annotation, cellular component: nucleus. The transcript is spliced from 6 exons. Lineage: Eukaryota; Fungi; Basidiomycota; Tremellomycetes; Tremellales; Tremellaceae. The record is from RefSeq and is a predicted model, not a curated record. The coding region runs from base 1 to 1104 and encodes 367 amino acids.
AUGUCCAGUCUGAUACCAAGUACAAAUGAGAUAACCCCAACCGUCACUCACGAGUCGACAGACAACUCAGAAAUGAGCGAUGAUGGGGAGGACGAUCUGAGAGAUGUGUUCAAGUUGAUGUAUGAUGAUGCAGACUGGGAAUCCAUCUCAGAGGAGGAACCUCCCGAAAUUGAAAUUGUCGAGCAUACCCUCUCACCCCCUUCUGAGAGAUACACCAAAAAACGUCUCUUCUCUCAAAUUGAUACCCUCCUGUACCCAUCCCACCCACAAACUCAUAUUUACCCCUCCCCUCCUCCACGCUCACCGACAAUCUACCUCAGCACCCAAAUUCCACCUCAACUCCCACCUACCAGCUUUCUCCCUUUCUCUCCUCUGGCCCUUCUUGCCCGAUUGAGAACAUUCACCCCGUCAACAUUUUCCAUCGACACUUCCCCUCUCGACUCGUUGAAUUUCAGUUUGAGAGGCUGGACGGCGGAUACUCUGCACAGUGUGAAAUGCCAACAAUGUGGGAUGGUGUGGGAUCUUAAAGGUGUGGAGGAGAUUGCGGAUGAUAGAAUUAGGAGGGAGGUUGUGAGGAGAUUGGCAAAAGGGCUGAGUGAGAGACAUAAGAGAGGAUGUGGGUGGAGGUAUAUGAGUAGUCCUAUGGCUAUGCAUGGGCAGAUACGACGAUUACUUCAUCCCUUACUCUCCUCUAGUCUUGUCCCUUUAGCCUCGCAUAUACAAACAUGUCUUUCGUCCGAACAAACUCCAAACCCUCAACCCCAUCCAUCAAAACCCUCAAACACCUCCAUCACCCCUUUAGCAGCAGCUAUGUCCCUAUUCGGUUGGUAUCCCUAUUCCCCCAAUUCACCCCCUAUAGCCAAUCCCAGUGCCCCACCGUCUGAUAUGGUCUGGUGUAGGAUCUGUACCCGUCGAGUAGGAUUGUGGGUUUUUUCACAAGGUAGAACGUUUGAUUUGGUCAGUGAACAUUUGAAGUGGUGUCCUCUAGGUCUGAGCGGGAUUGAGAGAGUCUCAUCGGAUGUGGACAAUGGUUCAUUCCGACUGGAUCGAACCACGGAAAAUGGUGGGAAAGAGAAGGGAGUGGGUUGUCGAGAACAACAAUGAGGGGGAGAGAAUUGCAUUUGGAAGUCAGCGAUAGGAUAGAGAAGAAACGUUGGAGAAGAGCUUGAUUUAUGCAUAUCACUUUGAAUUU